Photinus pyralis (common eastern firefly) is the source of this 1379-nucleotide messenger RNA. RefSeq names its product phosphate carrier protein, mitochondrial-like. NCBI's taxonomy places the organism in Eukaryota, Metazoa, Arthropoda, Insecta, Coleoptera, Lampyridae. Gene Ontology annotation, molecular function: phosphate transmembrane transporter activity. Gene Ontology annotation, cellular component: mitochondrial inner membrane. Gene Ontology annotation, biological process: mitochondrial phosphate ion transmembrane transport. The record is from RefSeq and is a predicted model, not a curated record. The transcript is spliced from 4 exons. The coding region runs from base 169 to 1245 and encodes 358 amino acids.
AGGCGCACCUUUGAAAAUACGAAACAAUUGUGCUAGUUUUAUUGGACACCUGCCAUAUCAUGUGAGUGAAUGUCAAUUGUCAUGUGUCAGUGGCGGAGACGUGAUCACUUCGUGCUCAUACGGCGUAGCGUUCUUUUGCAGACUAGGCCCUAAUCGGAAGUACGCAAGAUGUUCCAGUCAAUGUUACAAAGGGUGAUGUGUCAAACACCGGAGGACACCAAACCGUUCGUCCCCCAACAAGGCCUAGUCAAGUCUCUGGUAGCGGGUCGUACAAUAGCCGCAGCGGCUGCCGCCGGUCCUCCUAAUCCGGGCGAAAGUUGCGAGUUUGGAUCAUUUAAGUACUUCGGUCUCUGUGGUUUAGGAGGUAUUUUAGCAUGUGGUACGACACACACAUUUGUGGUACCUCUUGAUUUAGUAAAAUGCCGUAUCCAAGUUGAUCCAAUCAAAUACAAAAGUUUAUUCAGCGGUUUGGCAGUUACACUACGCGAGGACGGCGCCAAAGGUCUGGCCAAAGGAUGGGCGCCGACGUUUAUCGGUUACUCCCUUCAGGGAUUCUUCAAAUUUGGCUUCUACGAAGUCUUCAAGGUCUUCUAUACGGAUCUUCUGGGUGAGGAAAACGCCUACCUCUACAGAACGUGGCUUUAUUUAUCUGCGAGCGCAAGCGCCGAAUUCUUCGCCGAUAUCGCACUGUCUCCAUUAGAAUCGGUCAAAGUAAAGAUCCAAACUACGCCCGGUUUUGCAAACACAAUGCGUGAGGCGUGGCCUAAGAUUAUGGGUGAGGAGGGUAUGAACGGAUUUUACAAGAGUUUGGUUCCGUUAUGGCUACGACAGAUUCCGUACACAAUGAUGAAGUUCGCCUGCUUUGAAAAGACCGUAGAGCUAUUGUACAAAAAUGUCGUGCCGAAACCUAGAUCCGAGUGUACAAAGGCCGAGCAGCUGGUGGUGACGUUCGCCGCCGGUUAUAUUGCCGGUGUGUUUUGUGCCAUUGUCAGUCACCCUGCCGAUACUGUCGUCUCAAAAUUGAACCAAAAGAAGGGGGUGCCCAUCUCGCAGAUCGUUAACGAAAUUGGAUUUAUGGGAAUGUGGAAGGGAUUGGCCACAAGAAUUGUGAUGAUCGGUACACUGACUGCACUACAGUGGUUCAUUUACGAUGCAUUUAAGGUCGCCACACGUAUGCCACGUCCACCUCCGGCAGAAAUGCCAGAAUCGCUGAAGAAGAAGUUACAGGCGCAAGGAAAACUAUAAACUCUUUCCACGAAUGUAGUGAAAUUAUUACAGUAUUUGCUUUAGGAGCAAUUAAUUAUUAUGUUUCUCUUAAUGUGUCUACCAUUGCGUUGUACAGAAGUUUCGUCUUAAAUUAAACUGUUUUAAUUAAUAAA